AUGAAUGAACGUCAUACAUUUGACAGCGUACAUCCACAAUCAACAUCUCAUCUCAUAAUGAAACGUUCCAUUCCAGUAGUACCAGUUCUGAUAGGUCCUCAAAUACCUCGCCACGAACGAGAAGAAACACAUGAACGUUAUUGUCGCGCAUUGUUAACAUUAUUCGUUCCAUGGCGAUCAGUUCAGGACCUUUGUGCACUGAAUGAGACAUGGUCAGAAGCAUUGGAAGCUCGAAGAUUAUUGAUCUCUUCCAACUUGCUUAAGAUUAUAGAAAAUAUAGAACUUUUGCACGAAUGCAAACACGAUCGAGAUGAGCACCUUCAUCAAGUUCUUUUAGAAGCCCAAAAUGAAAACAACAUUGACCCUAUUCUGAUGCCUAACUACUAUGAAGGUGAUGAAAAUGCAGACGAAGAUGAUCCGGAACAACUUUUGCAAAUGCUCUCCAUCGUAAAUGAGACCA
Molecule: messenger RNA, 460 nt
Organism: Rotaria sp. Silwood1
Lineage: Eukaryota; Metazoa; Rotifera; Eurotatoria; Philodinida; Philodinidae
Source: the annotation of a GenBank genome assembly